Messenger RNA from Drosophila kikkawai, 873 nucleotides. RefSeq names its product guanine nucleotide-binding protein subunit gamma-e (gene Ggamma30A). Gene Ontology annotation, cellular component: heterotrimeric G-protein complex. Gene Ontology annotation, molecular function: G-protein beta-subunit binding. NCBI's taxonomy places the organism in Eukaryota, Metazoa, Arthropoda, Insecta, Diptera, Drosophilidae. The record is from RefSeq and is a predicted model, not a curated record. Gene Ontology annotation, biological process: sensory perception of taste; phospholipase C-activating G protein-coupled receptor signaling pathway.
UCGCUUUUGGAAGGCAGUUGCAUUCGAUUGCCAGCACUUCAGCAGCAGCGGAAAGGCGGAAAGCCGAAGGCGGAAAAGCGGAAAAGCCAGGAGGAGAAGGGGCAGACGAGGAGUAGAGCAAACACCAUCGUUGUGGCAGCGCACUAGCAUCGAUAGACGAGGCCCAACUAAUCACAUUACCAGCCAUCAGCCAUCGGGCAUCAAGCAUCAGCACACCAGUCGACUGGUCGUCAGUCGUCAGUAGUCGUCAGCCGGAAACCGAACAAGACUCACAGUUCGCAUUGCAUACUUUUUGGCGCGCUUCGAAAUAAACACACCAAAACACCAGUACAACAACACCAACACCAAGUUCCGCUGCCGUGUGUGUGUGAGAGUGUAGGAGGUCGCCUAUCCUGCCAAGCGACCAAAUUCAUCAACUCUUGUGUCUGGGCUGGCAUGUGGAUAAAUUCUAGCCGCCAUGGAUCCCAGUGCUCUACAAAACAUGGAUCGGGACGCAUUAAAGAAGCAAAUCGAGAAUAUGAAAUAUCAGGCCUCCAUGGAGCGCUGGCCGUUAUCUAAAUCCAUAGCAGAAAUGCGCUCGUUCAUCGAGGAGAACGAGAAGAAUGAUCCCUUGAUCAACGCCCCGGAUAAAAAGAACAAUCCGUGGGCCGAAAAGGGCAAAUGCGUUAUCAUGUAAUAUUAUCGUAAACCACAGAAAUACCGCCAUAACUAUGAUAACCAGCCAAACAACAAUAAUGCAACCCAUUCCACGACUCAUGCCACAACAAUAACAACAACUACAGCAACACCGGCCACAGCCGAUCGAUUUAGUAAUGUUGAAGAACAGCCUCGACAGCAAUUAGAAGACCACAGUCACAGUCACAACCAUAACCA